AUGGCGGACAAAGAAGCGGGGAAAAUGCUGUCAUCAGAUGAUUUUGUCGAUCUUUUUUCACCUGAAUAUCAGGAAAAUACAGAAUGCAUCAAAGGAAUCGGGAGGGGAAAGCUUAAGACAAAUAUUGCAGGCCUGAAGUUACCAAAAGCUGCCACGAAAAAAAAGAACGAUWGUCAAAAUACAGCACAAUUUGUCUUCGGACGGGGUCGAGGAAGUGCGAGAAUGAAUGCAGCUUUGUCGAACCAGCCUGCAAGACUUCCAAGACAAAAACAAUCUCAGCAGGGUUAUUUAGGCAUACAUAAUACAUCUUCUUUCCCAUCAUUACAAGCAUCGAAUGUUGGAGUUUCAAGAGUGUCAAAUUCUCCGAAGACAUCUCACAAAAAAGACACCAAACAGACCAUAACAAAGUCAGACUCACCGUGGCCGUCAUUAUUAGACUCAUACACAACAAGACGUUUUGAUGGUUCACCAAUAAGUCAACCAUCUUAUUCAAAUUCCGUCUCAAGUAAUGUUAUGCAAACUCCUAACAUUGAUGGGGAUGACAUAGUCGUGAUAAGAAACUUACCAGAAGCAAUUAUAGAAGAGGAUCUUCGUGAACUCCUAUCUCUGUAUGGCGGUGUCUCAAUCUGUAACCUUGAGAGGGACACACAAGGAAAUAGCUUAGGAUCAGCACUUGUAAGAAUGGAAACAASCACUGAGUCUGAAUGGAUCAUAAGCUGUUUUAAUGAUCAAGAAUAC
Exaiptasia diaphana is the source of this 738-nucleotide messenger RNA. RefSeq lists its product as uncharacterized. NCBI's taxonomy places the organism in Eukaryota, Metazoa, Cnidaria, Anthozoa, Actiniaria, Aiptasiidae. Gene Ontology annotation, molecular function: RNA binding. The annotation marks the transcript as partial. The transcript is spliced from 5 exons. The record is from RefSeq and is a predicted model, not a curated record.